GCUCCUCCCCCGGCAGUCGUGUGUGUGCCAUGCGGGGUACCGCGGGUAGCAUGGGCCGGUCAGACGGAGAUUUGGGGUCCGCAGAGAUGGAUCCGAUACGUAGCUUCGAGCGCUGGAAGAAGAAAUACACCCGGCGGACGAAGUGGCUGCGGCUGCAGCGAAAGGAGAGGAAGCGGCCCGAGUGGCAGGUGGAGCGGGAGGGCAUCGGCCGACUGGUGCAACGCUACCCUGAGAUAAAUGCUAGUGAAAUUCAAAGAUUUUCGGAUUUCCCGUUGUCAAAGAAAACCUUAAAAGGACUGCAGGAAGCUCAGUAUCGCGUGGUAACAGAGAUACAGAGGCAAACCAUAGGUUUGGCUUUACAAGGUAAAGAUGUACUUGGAGCUGCAAAGACUGGAUCGGGCAAAACCUUGGCUUUUAUUGUCCCAGCUUUGGAACUCCUGUAUCGCCACCAGUGGACUUCAGCUGAUGGACUGGGAGUUUUGAUAAUAUCACCUACCCGGGAGCUGGCAUAUCAAACCUUCAAGGUUCUGCGUAAAGUGGGAAAGAAUCAUGAGUUCUCAGCUGGCCUUAUCAUUGGAGGAAAGGAUCUGAAAGAAGAGUCUGAAAGAAUCCACCACAUAAAUAUGCUAAUUUGCACUCCAGGACGGCUUUUGCAGCACAUGGAUGAAACUUCCUAUUUCUAUGCAUCUGAUCUGCAAAUGUUGAUUCUUGAUGAAGCUGACAGAAUUCUAGACAUGGGGUUUGCUGAUACAAUGAAUGCAAUCAUUGAAAAUCUACCUAAGAAACGCCAGACCUUGCUUUUUUCUGCAACACAAACAAAAUCAGUGAAGGAUCUUGCACGGCUGAGUCUGAAAGAUCCAGAAUAUGUUUGGGUUCAUGAGAAAGCCAAAUUCAGUACCCCAGCGACUUUGGAUCAGAACUAUGUUGUUUGUGAGCUUCAGCAGAAAGUGAACAUGUUAUACUCUUUCUUGAGAAGUCACUUGAAAAAGAAGAGCAUUGUGUUUUUUGCAAGCUGUAAAGAGGUUCAGUACCUGUUCCGAGUGUUCUGUAAGCUUCAGCCUGGUCUUCCUGUACUGGCACUCCAUGGCAAGCAGCAGCAGAUGAAGAGAAUGGAAGUCUACACUUGUUUUGUUCGGAAAAAAGCAGCAGUACUUUUUGCUACAGAUAUUGCAGCUCGUGGUCUGGAUUUUCCAGCAGUGAACUGGGUUAUUCAGUUUGAUUGUCCAGAAGAUGCAAACACAUACAUCCACAGAGUAGGAAGAACAGCCAGAUACAAAGAAGGUGGAGAAGCUUUGUUAGUAUUGCUUCCCUCAGAAGAAAAGGGUAUGGUGGAACAGUUGGCACAGAAGAAAGUACCUGUCAGUGAAAUCAAAAUUAAUCCUGAAAAACUUACAGACAUCCAAAAGAGGAUGCAAUCUUUCUUAGCUCAAGAUCAGGAAUUAAAAGAGAGAGCUCAAAGGUGUUUUGUAUCCUACUUGCGUUCAGUUUACUUAAUGAAGAAUAAAGAAGUAUUUGAUGUUUUCAAAUUGCCUCUAGCAGAAUAUGCCCUAUCACUUGGUCUUGCAAUGGCUCCUCGUGUGAGGUUUCUUCAGAAAGUUCAGAAACAGCUAUCUGCAAAGGAGGUGGCUGAUGGAACAGAUCACUUGAAGGAGGCAGAGCAAAAUAAAAAUUCCCCCUCCUUAAUGAAUGAGCAAGAAGUGGAGAAAUGUGGAACUAAUUUCAAUAGCAAGGUGUCUGUUAACAAAACAAAGAAGAAGGAGAGAAGGAAAGAAGCUGAAGAAUGUUCUGCUUCCAGUGAAGGUGCUGAGGAAAGUGGCGAGUCUGAGGAUGAAUCAAAAGAGGUAUCGGAGGAUGAGAAGGAGGAAGAAGAAGUUCCUAUACCAGGCAGUUUACCAAACCCAGACUCUUUGCAGUUCUUUGAAGGUGAUGAUGAUGAUGAUGAUGAUACUAAAGAACUUGAUUUACUGACAGUGAAACAACGAGAUGUUUUUGGUGUGCAAACUACAGAUAAUCCAGCACCGAAUGUAUCAAAAUCAAAGAUGAAGAAAAAAACAACUAAAACCCAAGAAGCCAAAAAAAUCCUGAAGAAGAAAUUUAAAGUCAACACAAAAAUAGUCUUUACCGAAGAUGGAGAGUUAGUGCAGCAGUGGCCACCUGUGCAAAAAUCCAGUUUGGCGCAAGCAGAUGAGGAAGAUGAUGCCAGUGGUAUCAACUUAGAUAAAGCUAAAGAGAUACUACGGGAAGAAGACAAAUUUGACAAAGAAGAAUAUAGGAAGAAAGUAAAGGAAAAACAUAGGGAGAAAAGGCUAAAAGAAAAAGCAGCAAGGAGGGAAGCCAGGAAUAACAACGCACAGGCUGAAGAGGAAACAGUGGCCUUUCUUGCUCACAGUGGAAGUGAAGAAGAGUUUGAUCCAAGUACUCUUCCAGAUCCUGAUAAAUACAAAGAUUCUGAUGAGGAGCAGAAUUCAGAAAGCGAAGACAGCUAUAGUGAACUUGAGGAGAAGAGUGGAAGAAAGAAAAGAAGCUAUAGCAACAGUACUGCGGCAGAGGAAAUGCCAUUGAAAAGAAAGAAAGUGAAAUUCAGCCAAGAGGAGGAGCCCUGUUUGCCAUUAGAUACUGGGCUUUCUCUGGCAGAGGAUGAAGAGCUUGUACUACAUCUGCUCAACAGUCGCAGCUAAUUAUUUUUCUGCCCAUUUUCUUUCUGGGACAUCCCACAUUUUGCCAGUAGUCUGCAGAAAAUGAAUUUGGUAUCUGGGCAGCUGGGUACCAGUGGUCAUAGGUAAAUGAAUUCUGUGUGCAAUGGGGCUGCCUUAGAUCAGUUCAUGGAUUACAGACAAUAUUUAGUUUGAUUUAUAAGUCUUUCUAAAUGAACUUUUCAACCUCAAUCCCCAGAUGUCAUUUUGCAGUAACACAUCUAUGAUUUUAAACCUCCCAAGUUCUGAAUAAAUUAUCUUUUUUAUUUUAACCUUGCUUUAAAUAAACCCAGGGUUCUCCCUUCUCAACUCUGUCAGGUUUGUUAUUUUUGAAGAUAAAUGUGUUCUAAAAUUAUUCAAGAAGAAAUAUUGUUGACUGCUCAAGUCAUUACUUCAAAUCAAAUGCAGUUUUCUUUUGUGUAUCAUGCAGAUAUUUUAAAAAUAUUUUAAUGAAAAUUUCUGAAGCCAUGGUGUAAGCUUCUGUUGUCUCAGUUAUUAUUUAUCUCAGUUAUUGUUUCUGUUAUGACUCUGUCACUGGUGUUAGGCACUUCAGGAAGCCACUUUUAGAAGCUAAAACUGAAUCUUGCAUUUGAGUCCCAUAUGAAUGAAAACACAGUGAUGCCACAAAAAGGUAGAACAUAAAAUUGCCUGAUAAAAUUGGUUGACAGGUAAAUUUUGUGGCAGGCUUACAACUGGAAGUGAGAUAUUUCUUGUUAUGGCCAAAUGCAGUGAAGAAAAAUAAUUUAGUGUUGAGCAUAUUUUCACAUUUCAUCCCGUCAAACGAUGGUUUGUUGUUGCAGAUUAUGUGCUUACCCAUAACUGCUGCACCUUGAUGAACAGCAAAAAGAUGUAUGUUUCGUGGGUCCUUUCCUAGGGAAGGGAAGAAGUGGGCAUUCUCUCCGAAGCAUAACAAAAUAUUAAUACAAUACAAAAUUCUUACUUAUUUAAGUUGAUUUUCUUCUCUUGCUUGGGCCUGAAUGCCAGCUGUGAGCCAUAUUCACUGUCUUCUUGCUUGUAUUCUUGACUACCCUGUCAAGAAUAUUGGCACAUCGUUCAGCAAAAAGUAUGGUAAACCCUUGCAGGCAGUAUGGAGAAUGAUGAAAACUGCUGAGAGUUUUGCAUAUCCCUGAAAUGACUGAGGCAAAGGGAAAGCUGCUGUGCAAGAAAACAGGAGAGCAGGAAAAUCCAGUGUUUGCUGACACAACUUUUUGACAGCAAACAGGCAUGGAAAAUGAUGUCUCUCGGUUUUCAGCAGACCUGUGUCUAAGUGAAGUUUACACGGCAAAAUAGUCAAAACACUGAGUAGGUACAAAUGCCCAAGGGCUUUCCCCUGUUGCUUCCCUUCAUCAAAUCAAAGUACACGUCUCAAGAAGUUGUAUAUGAAGAACAUUCUAAAGUAAAUAAUCCUCUGUUUUCCAGAUAACCUUCUUUUUUUUUUUCUUUUGACAUGGAGGAGGGGGUUUGUUGUUGUUUGGGGUUUUGGUUUUUUGUUUUGUUACAGAAAUCUCACCAAUCCUAUGCAAGCCUUUCUUCCUCUCCCUGUACCCCAUACUAUCUUUCAGCUCAGUUACCCCAAACUGCAAAUUCUUGUCUCCAAAUGUUGCUUCUGCUAUUGUGCCAACAGGCAGGGGAUCAUAAAAACUGUAUUAUAGACAAAGCACAUCUGCCAUCUGCUCCUUCCUGACAAUGUGGAAUGAGAAGAAAUGACCCAGUUUCACAAACAGCUAAACAUGAAAGAUGGGACCUGCUUGGCAGCUGAUGCACAGUGUUGUUUAGUCUAUAGUGCCACAGUGGGCAUGGAAAAUACUGUGAUCUGGGAACAGCAUUGCUGAUCAAUCUGUUAAUGAAGAAGGAUCUGCUGUGGUGCUGCUGUGACUGUGUUUAAGCUCCAUGAGGGGAAUGGCUGCAGUGAAUGUGAUGAGCAAGGUUAACAAAUGCCUCCACACUGGGUAACAGAGGCCCUGCUCCUGUGGUCAUGGAGGAAUGCAGUGAACUACAGUGCAAGGAGUAUCCACAGCAGGAAGCUAUUCAGAGGUGAGCUGAGUGUAGAUAAUACAUGUGGUGUAUGCAUCUUAGAGGCAUUUGUAAAUUCAUGGUGCUCUUUGUGGUGAUCAGCUGCCUUGCACAUCCACUGAUGUCUCUCCUCUCAAGUCUUUGCUCUGAAAAGGUUGAAUAUAGUUUGUUGGAGCAAGUAAGUAAAAAUCCCAAAGAUUUAUUGUUUCUUACUAGAAUAUUCUCAUUCGUAUGCUGGGGUGUGAGAGAAGCAUUUUAUCCAGUGAACAGUAAGACUAAAAAUUAAAUUAUGUAUAUUGGAAA
Molecule: messenger RNA, 5009 nt
Organism: Melopsittacus undulatus (budgerigar)
Lineage: Eukaryota; Metazoa; Chordata; Aves; Psittaciformes; Psittaculidae
Gene: DDX10
Product: DEAD-box helicase 10
Exons: 18
Coding region: 30-2678 (882 amino acids)
Biological process (GO): rRNA processing
Cellular component (GO): nucleus
Molecular function (GO): RNA helicase activity; ATP binding; nucleic acid binding
Source: RefSeq, a predicted model, not a curated record